AGGGCAAACCAGAGAAAUUUUUGGUGGGUCUCUUGGAGCUUCCUUUUCGAAUUGGAGUACCUUUUAGUAUUCCUUUGGAAUUGCAGGAUGAAUUUGGUCAUGCAACACACUUGACAAAUCGCAUUAGACCAAUUCUGGAAGCUAGUGGAUUAACACUGAAGCAUGACGACAUACCUGUGGCAACAAAGUGUGUCAUUAAGGGUGUUACUGCUAAAGGCUGUGUAAAUAGUUGCCAGGGCAAGAACUUUAAUCUGAAGAUUACUCUUCCUGGUUUGAAAGAAGAUACACAAGUCAUUAAAAUAAGAUUGCAGCCUGGCCCUCCUCGUCAAUUGAAAGUAAAACCAGAUUCAGAAAUUCUAAAGAUUGAAAAUGGUACAGCUUUUCCCUUUCAGGUUGAAGUAUUGGAUGAAUCAGGAAAUAUAACAGCACAGCCAGAGUUGAUUGUUCAUUGUAAGUUUUUAGGUGCUUCAGACCUUCCUGUGUAUUCUGUGGACUGCAGUAAUGGAGGAACAAACAUUUUAACUGGUCCAGUUAUACAUGUACAGAAUAUCAAGAAAGACCAGAUAUUGAAAGCCAGGUUUGAAGUACUUAAUUGCAAGGAUGUGCCACCAGUGGAAAAAAUUAUUAAACUUCUUCCUAGCAGUCAUGUUGCAAGACUACAGGUCUUAAGUAUGAAUGGACAAAAAGCUCUUCAGAUUAAACAUCAGGAUGAAAUCAGUUGUGUUGCUGGCCAAGUCAUGAAUAAACUUAUAUUUCAGAUGUAUGAUGAAGCAGAAAGAGAAAUACCCAUAACUGCGGCUGCUGCAGAAAAAAUCAAGGUCAACUGGACACCUAAAAUUGACAGAGAGCUGUUGAUGCAGGGAUUAUUACCUGAUGUUAAAGUACCAACUUCAGUAAAAGAUGCACGUUACUGUCUAAUUACUUACCUGGAUGAGCACGUGUCUUUGGAAAGUGCAUUCACAGUCAGACCAGUUCCUGAUGAACCCAAGCACAUUAAAUGUAAACUAAAAGGCUCAAACACACUGCAGAUGGGUGAAGAACUGCAGAGUGAAAUCGAUGUAAUGAUUACAGAUCAGUUUGGAAAUCAGGUUCAGACAAUGACAUCUGCAUGUGUAAAUUCCCUAGGAGUUUCUGGGCCUGGACUUGAUAAAUCAAAUUUGAAAAUAACUUGGCAGGAAAGUACUCAGACAAUGAAAGUAAAAGGUAUUCGAUACAAACCCUGUUUACUUGGAAGCAAAGAAUUGUGCUUUGCUUGGCGUGAGUUUUCUGACUUUAUCAGAGUGAAUUUAGUAGCAGGAUCCCCAGCUAAAUUGCAGCUUGUGGAUUGGCCAGAGUUAGAAAAGCCUGUGGCAGUGAUUAAUGGUAGAGAAUUGCAGAAGCCCCUUAUUGUUCAGUUGUGUGAUCAGUGGGGAAAUCCAACUCCUGAACCUAAUGUCAAAAUCAACCUUACAAAGAGUAGCAACUUAAAGCUUGUUCCUUCAAACCAGCAGCAUAAAACAGAUGACACUGGUAGGGCUAACCUGGGAGUUUUUAGUAUUCACGCACCUAGGGGAGAGCACAUUUUACAGAUUAAAGCCUCAUACAACAAGGCCAUAUUAGAUUGUCUUAUAAUCACAGUAAAUGUCCUUCCUGAUCCUGAGAAACCUAUCUGCCUGAAUGUUAAAUAUGACAAAAGUCCUUCUUUUCCAGCAGGAGGUACUUUUCCUGAUUUUAUGGUUAGUGUUCUUUCUGAAGAUGACACCAUUAUUAAAAAUAUUAAUCCAGCACGGAUUUCCAUGAAAAUGUGGGAAGCACAGAGUGGCCGGGUUAGAACACCAGUUGAUGUUACAACAUUUAGCUGUAGUAAGGUGAAGGAUGACAAGGAAGAUGGCUUCUUUUACUUCAGGGAUAAAGUGGUUCCAGAGAGGGUGGGCACUUACAUGAUACAGUUUACCUUUGCAAUGGAUAAGACAAAUAUGCUCAACAGUGAACAGAUUAUAAUUGAAGUUGUACCUAAUGACCCUGUACGCUUGUUACCUGAUUCUUUACCGGCUACUCCAGCAGUUUCCAAUGUUCGAGCUCAAACCAGCCGUACACUGGUCAAGGAUUUAUACCUCCAUUUAAUGGAUGAAUACAACAACCACACUGGACUUGAUCUAGUUGGCAAAAUAAUAGCAAAAAUUAAAAGCCCCAACGAAGAUUUUGAGAUCCCGCAGUUUCAGGGGAAAGUCAAUACAGUAGAGUUUCCAUUGGAGAAUGGAUCAGCUGAAAUUAAUUUAGUGCUGGCUGAAGACAGUCCUGGAAGAGAUAGCACUGAAUAUAUUCUUGUCUUUGAGCCUCAUCUGCCAGCUUUGAAAAAACCUUUGGAACCAUAUUGUCUCUCGUUUAUGUUUUACAAUGAUUCCAAGAAGCAGCAGCUGAUGGCAACACUGACAAGGGAGAAAGACCAAUUAUCUAAGUCCAUAGAUCUUUACAGAAAGAUGUUUGAUACUACAAAUCAGCUCGUAGCUGAAAUGAAAUGUCAGGUUAAAGAAGCUGAAACACGAGAAGCUGUCCUGAAGAAUGAACUGAAAAAGCACCAAAUUGAAUUACCACAGACAAACACACUUCAGUAUGUGGAUUCUCUUCUGAAAAAAAAGAUGUUGGAACAAGAAGGAGUAAUGAAGCAGCCAAGGAGAACUUGUACUCUCCCAAACUAUCCAAAAGGCAACCAGGAUAUUCUAGGCAAGAUUGCACAUUUAGCUCAAAUUGAGGAUAAUGAAGCAGCAAAAGUCAUCUCUUGGCACCUGGCAAGUGACAUGGACUGUGUUGUCACACUGACCACGGAAACUGCUCGUUCUAUCUUCGAUGAAACUCAAGGUCGACAACAAGUGUUACCCCUUGAUUCCAUUUACAAGAAGACACUUCCAGAUUGGAGCAGACCUUUACCUCACUUGAGAAAUGGAAGAACCUUGUUCAGACCUAUUGGAAAUCCUGUAUUUGCCAGAGAUCUGUUAACAUUUCCAGAUAACAUAGAACAUUGUCAAACAGUGUUUGGUAUGCUCUUGGGUGAUACUAUCAUUAUAGAUAACUUGGAUGCUGCCAACCACUACAGAAAAGAGGUUGUAAAAAUUACACACUGCCCUACCUUGCUGACUAGGGAAGGAGACAGGAUUCGCAGCAAUGGAAAAUUUGGAGGCCUGCAGAAUAAAGCUCCUCCAAUGGACAAACUCAGAGGAAUGGUAUUUGGAGCACCAAUGCCAAAACUUUACUCUACUAUCUCUGUACAGAUAGAUCUUCUUCAGCAAUACCGUGCAGCAGUGAUUAAAUUUGAUAGUGUGAAUAAGGACCUGGAUUUACAUUUGCAGUCAUUGAACACUCCAGAAAUGCAAAAGAGAAAACAGGAACUUGCUGAACAAGAGAAAAGCCUCAAGCUAGUAAAACAAAAAUUGGGUAUGACUCCUGCUUUAUCAGAUAAAGGUGCUGAAUCGUUACUUCAGCCUAUAAUUUUAGAUAUAUCUGACACCCCCAUUCCUCCCAAAAGAAUGAGAAGAGACACAGUGAAGAAAUUGUACAGCUCAGAAGAAUGGAUUUCCUCUACUGCAAAGCAGCAGCAACAGCAAGAGAUGCAAAUGGCCCCUUUAGAACUUAAUGGAACUCCACGGAAAAGAAAGGCAUAGACUGAUGAGACUAGCUGGGAAAAGCUGUGUAUGGAAAAUGUGAAUAUAUUCACUUAAAGGAAAUACUUAUGCGGUAUUACCAUUACUCUGAACAUUUUUAUACUGAUAGAAGAUACAAAUGUAUUUCAGUUAGUAGGAACAAAAGUGUAAGUAUUUAACACUGAUAGCUGAAGUUUUGUAUAGUUAAUUUUCAUUUCUAAAAGCUUUCAGAGUUUUUAUGUUCGUGUGUGGAAAAAAAAGGUUUUAAAUAUAUUCUUUUUUAUUUAUGAAAAUAAAAGAUCUUUGCAAUAAAACUGCUUCAUUACAAAAUA
Messenger RNA from Zonotrichia albicollis (white-throated sparrow), 3949 nucleotides. NCBI's taxonomy places the organism in Eukaryota, Metazoa, Chordata, Aves, Passeriformes, Passerellidae. The record is from RefSeq and is a predicted model, not a curated record.